Thamnophis elegans (Western terrestrial garter snake) is the source of this 2944-nucleotide messenger RNA. RefSeq names its product radical S-adenosyl methionine domain containing 1 (gene RSAD1). The transcript has 9 exons. Gene Ontology annotation, molecular function: 4 iron, 4 sulfur cluster binding; coproporphyrinogen oxidase activity. Gene Ontology annotation, biological process: porphyrin-containing compound biosynthetic process. The record is from RefSeq and is a predicted model, not a curated record. Gene Ontology annotation, cellular component: cytoplasm. Bases 321 to 1637 code for a protein of 438 amino acids. NCBI's taxonomy places the organism in Eukaryota, Metazoa, Chordata, Lepidosauria, Squamata, Natricidae.
CUUGAGGCACGGCAAGGUUGCCAAGCGGCUGAAUUUCGAUCACGUGAUCACGGGGAAUGCUGCAAAGGUCCUAAGGGUGAAAACCAGACAUAAGUGCCACUGUAACUCUGAAUGGCCACUAAACGAACUGUUGUAAAUCGAGGACGAUCUGUCCUGCUAGGCUUCAGAAGAAAAGCGGUGAAGAAUUCGAGUUCAGAAGAAACACGCGUGGACCCCAACGGAGCCGAAGCCUCUCCUCCCAAGAGGCAGGUCUUAUUUUCUCUCUCAUCCUUGCCGAUGCCAGGGCUGCAGCUGCCCAGAGUGGAGGCGGCAAAAGUCUCAUGGAGGCGCUGCUAGAGAAACUGCGGACAGGCUUUCCCGCACGGCUUCGUCAAAUUGCGCCACUGGGAAAGCCCCACGCUACCCAUUCCCAGCACCGCCCUCCGGAAACGCAAGCUUCGCUCUACAUCCACUGGCCUUACUGUGAGAAACGCUGCAGUUACUGUAACUUCAACAAAUAUAUUCCCCGAAAUCUGGAUGAGCUUAGAAUGAAGAACUGCCUCAUUCAAGAGGCCCAGACUUUGAUCCAGCUAAGCAAAGUUCAGAGAAUCACUUCUGUAUUCUUUGGUGGGGGAACACCAAGCUUAGCCAGCCCACUCACCAUUGAUGCUAUCCUGGACACUGUCUCCCAAUGUGUGCAUUUAGCAGAAGGCGCUGAAGUUACUUUGGAAGCAAACCCUGCUUCAGCAGACACCCUCCGCCUUUCUGAGUUCCAGAAAGCUGGUGUGAACCGCCUCUCCAUUGGUAUUCAGUCAUUUGACAAUGCAGAACUCAAGCUUCUUGGAAGGAACCACACAGCUUGUGAUGCUUUGAGAACUUUAGAAGAAGCCAAGAAACUCUUUCCAGGGCGUACAUCUUUUGACUUAAUAUUUGGUCUCCCAGGACAGACUGUUACUUCCUGGAUCCAAGGUUUGGAGAAAGCACUUGCAGUAUGCGAUGACCAUAUAUCCCUUUACCAGUUGACUCUAGAAAGAGGCACAUCUCUCUUCAAGCAGGUUCAUCAGGGCUUUCUGCCCACAACCAAUGUGGAUGUAGUAGCAGAAAUGUAUGAGUGUGCACGUCAUAUUCUACAAAAUUCAGGUUUUCACCAGUAUGAAGUCUCCAAUUUUUCAAAGAAUGGGGCAUUUAGUACUCACAACCUCUCCUACUGGCAAGGGAGCCAAUAUAUUGGCAUUGGACCAGGAGCCCAUGGGCGAUUUGUACCAUGGGGGGAUGGUAAGAUCCAUCGAGAGGCAAGAAUACAGACUUUGGAACCUGAUAUAUGGAUGAAAGAAGUAUUGGCCUUUGGACAUGGGACUCGGAAACGGACUCCAUUCAGGAAACUAGAUAUACUGGAGGAGGUUUUGAUGCUGGGACUCCGUAUGGAUAUAGGAAUCACACACCAGCACUGGUUGCAGUUUGCCCCCAGUCUCGGUCUGUGGGAUGUGUUUGGUGGAGCAGAGGAAGUCAAAGAGCUGGAAGAGCAUGGGUUGCUUUUUCUGGAUGGCAGGGGACUUAGGUGCUCUUGGAAGGGUCUGGCUGUGCUUGAUUCUCUCCUGCUCAUACUCCUGAAGCAGCUUCAAAAGGCCUGGAUGGAAAGGGAAAAGAGUGAGAACUAGCUACCAAUAUAAUUUUCAUAUUGGAAGUUAAAGAGCUUUCAGAGAUGGUUUAUAGUCUAGAAAAUUGUUCCAAUGCAAAGGUCACAUCCCAAGAAAUGAACGUCUCUUCAGUGAAGCCAAUGAACUGAUUGUUUUGUCAUGCUACUGGAUUCACGAUUUGCUCUGAACUGAACAAUUACUGCAUCCCUGGCUUUUGUCUCUUUAUACUAGGAUGAAAAAUUAUCUAUUAUUCUAGUGUCAUUGCGGCUUGUACUGGAAAUAAAUGAAGCAUGAAAUAUCUUUACGCUGCAUAAAUAAAUGGAUUAUACAGGAACAGGUUUUCAUUAACUAGAAUCUUCCACUUUUGUAAGUACUAAAUAAAGGAAUGUUCCUGAGGGAAGAAUUGACCAUGAAGAUAAUAAAAGAUUUGUAUGUUGUAAAUACAGGGGCACUUCUCAUACAUUCAACUCAGUACAACUGGAAUAUCUUUGGGCUGUUGCUUACACACAAAAGCUACUAAUGCUUCUAGCACAAUAACUUGCCAUACAACAUUCCACUGCAUUCAUAAUCCCAAAUUUUCAUUAACAUUUGACCUGUUAUACUCCCUAUUGAAAUUCCAAACUCUACCAUAGGAACAGUCUGAAUUAGUUCAAGCAGCCUGCUGUGCUGCUUCUGUUUAUGAUUAAUUCCAUGCAACCCAUUCUUGAUAAUGCAUUUACUGGAAUUACUGGAAUACAGGUACUCCUUGGGUUACAGUGGCAAUUGGGAGUGGAAUUUCAGUUGCUAAAUGAUGUCAGAAAGCACAAUGUCACAUGACCACAUCAUUUAGCGAUGGCAAUUGCUGCAGUCCUCAUUAUCAUUGUUAAGUGAGGAUUGGGACUUAAAGUGAACAUCUCCUUGCAACUUCCAACACCUAAAUUAGUGGGAAAGAAAGUUGAAUGCCCCAGGCAGUUUGCAAACAGGUAACUGGUGGCUGCUACUGUGUGGGAGAGGGAGUGAAAGGGUGUAUGGGUGGGCAAGGAGGCAUGGUGCAAGUAUGGCUUGGGGUGGCUGCUACUGGGUGUGGGAGGGUGGGCAAUGAUACAUAAGUAUCAGGGAGAGUGCAAAUGGCCAGGGAGGUGCAGCACAAGUACAAUGAGGCUCAGGGAGUGGACGUAAUGGUGUGUCAGUAGCAUGUAAGAUACAUAAAUAUAAUUAAUAAAUGCCUUCUAAUACUUUUGCUAAUUGCUAAGCUUUCACCUGAAAACUAGGCUGAACAACCAUGCAAAUUCACCAACCUUUUUAUUCGUUUUACUGUAUCUUAAUUGAGAUCUGUGACCUCUUUUCCU